UUUGCUGUCUUAACUCCUCCAUGCAUUUGGACCAACCCUUCACCUCUAGGCUGAAAGGAAAUGAAACCGAUAGGCUGGCACUCUUAUCCAUCAAAGGCAACAUACAGCAUGAUCCCAACCGCGUCCUGAGCUCCUGGAAUAACUCCAUUCACUUCUGCUUGUGGCACGGUGUCACUUGCAGUUCAAGGCAUCGUCAGAGAGUCACCAUGCUGGACCUCAACUCCCAAGGCCUGGCUGGCUCCAUAUCCCCACACAUAGGAAAUCUGAGCUUUCUAAGGGAUCUUCGCCUCCAUAACAAUAGCUUCUCUCAAGAAAUUCCUCCACAAAUUGGGCAUUUGCGUAGGUUACAGGUAUUGGAUUUAGAGAAUAACUCAUUUAUUGGCCGUAUUCCUGCCAACAUAUCCAAUUGCUUCAACCUCAUCUCUCUCUCCUUUAGUCGCAACAAACUGGCGGGUGAAAUUCCUUCCAAUCUUGGUUUCUUGUCUAAGCUUCAAAAACUUGUUUUACAAUCUAACAAUCUAACGGGAGAAAUCUCUCCUUCCUUGGGGAACCUUUCAUCUCUUACAGUAUUUGCUGCAUUUGAUAACAACUUAGUGGGGAGCAUACCUAGUUCUCUAGGCCAAUUGAAAAUGUUAACCUUUUUCUCGUUGGGCCAAAAUAAGUUGUCUGGUACCAUCCCUCCUUCCAUUUACAACUUAUCGGCUAUUGUUACUUUUUAUGUGGCUUUUAACCAAAUUCAGGGGAGUAUUCCCUCACACUUGACCACUGCAUUUCUUAACCUCAAGGUCUUUAACAUUAAUGAUAAUGAAUUUACUGGGGUCAUUCCUGUGUCGAUAUCCAAUGGAACAAGUCUCGUGUCGUUCAAUGUUGGACGUAACAAUCUAACUGGACAAGUGCCCAAUUUGCAAAAGGUUCAUAACCUCAGAACAUUCAUUGUUCUGUCUAAUCAUCUCGGAAGCGGUAAACAAGGCGACCUGAGCUUUGUCUCAGAGUUGAUGAAUGCCACACAGUUAAGACGGUUGGGUUUAGGCUUCAAUAAUUUCGGAGGGACAUUGCCCACAUCAAUAUCCAAUCUUUCAACCAGUCUUCAAAUGCUUUGGGUUGAACGAAACCAACUACAUGGAAGCAUCCCAACUGGUUUAGAAAAUCUUGUGAAUUUGCAAUCACUGAUUUUGGAGGUAAACUCCUUCACUGGUAGCAUCCCCGCUGACAUUGGGAAGCUUUCGACGCUUGGGGAAUUGUAUCUUGACUACAACCAAUUAUCAGGAAGCAUUCCAUCUUCUCUUGGAAAUUUAACCAUGUUAAGCCGUCUUUACUUGCUAGCAAAUAAUCUUAGCGGCAGCAUCCCUUCGAGUCUAGAGAAAUGCCACGAGUUGUUGGAACUGGAUCUUUCUCAAAAUAACCUUAAUGGUACAAUACCCCAGCAACUACUUAUUGGCCUCCUCUCCUUAUCAAUUUCUCUCGACUUGUCCAGAAACCACUUUGUUGGUUCCCUUCCUGUGCAGAUCGGCAAGUUGAGGAAUCUAGGCGUACUUGACGUUUCUGAGAACAUGUUAUCGGGAGAGCUUCCUAAUAGCCUCGGUGAUUGUGAGAGUUUAGAAGGACUAUACUUGCAAGGAAAUUACUUCAAGGGGCUCAUUCCCUCAUCUAUGAAGAACUUGAGAGGCCUUCGAGAUUUAGACCUUUCUCGAAAUAAUUUGUCAGGACAUAUUCCACUGUUUUUAAGGACUUUGGAAACUUGGAGUGUUUUUAAGAAUGCAAGUGCAACAUCAGUUGUUGGAAAUGCUGCACUCUGCGGAGGUAUUGCAGAGCUUCAACUACCUGUGUGCAAAUCUGAAGUGUCUAAAGCAAGAGGUUUGUCUCGCACAAUAAAAAUAGUUAUGGCUUUAGUAUCCGGGUUUACUUUGUUGGUAAUUGCUAUAAUGCUAUCCUUUUUACUUCAUUGUAAGAAAAGGAAAGCAAUUGAGUUGAGCACUUUGGGGAACUCGGUUUUGCGAGUCUCAUAUGCUACGCUCCUAAAAGCAACUGAUGAGUUUUCUCCCACUAAUUUGAUUGGUGAGGGUGGUUUUGGUACUGUGUACAAAGGAAUUCUCGAUCUUGAUAGAGUUGUUGCUGUAAAGGUACUUAACAUGUUAUACAGGGGGGCUUCAAAGAGUUUCAUAGCUGAAUGUGACGCACUGAGAAACAUCAGGCAUCGAAAUCUAGUCAAGAUUAUAACUGCAUGUUCAAGUGUUGAUUUUCGUGGGAAUGAUUUCAAGGCUCUAGUUUAUGAAUUCAUGGAAAAUGGGAGCUUAGAAGAGUGGUUGCAUCUAACCAGUGGAAUUGAAACGGUAAUAGAUGCACCCAAAACUUUAAGUCUUGUCCAGAGGCUCGAUAUCGCCAUUGAUGUUGCUUCUGCAUUGGAUUAUCUUCACGAUCAUUGUGAAACACCAAUAGUUCAUUGUGAUCUCAAACCAAGUAAUGUUCUUUUGGACAAAGAGCUGACUGCACAUGUUUCCGACUUUGGGUUGGCAAGGUUUCUCUCAAAAUUAACUGAUAACGUUUCUGGAAAUCAAUCAAGCUCCAUUGGAAUAAGAGGAUCGGUUGGUUAUGCUGCUCCAGAGUAUGGUAUGGGAAGUGAGGUGUCAACAUAUGGGGAUGUGUACAGCUUUGGCAUUCUCUUAUUAGAAAUGUUUACUGGGAAGAGACCUACUGAUCCUAUGUUCAAUGACGGCUUGAAUCUUCAUAACUUUGUGAAGAUGGCUCUACCUGAACAUGUUGAGGAGAUUACGGAUUCACUACUUGAAGGAGGCAUCACCACUAUCGAUGAAGCUCGCAAUCAACCCAUCGCAAGUCCACCACAGAAGAUUGAAGAGUGCUUGACGUUGAUAUUUGGAAUUGGAAUUGCAUGUUCUGCUGAAUCCCCAACAAACCGAAAGGAUAUAAGUGAUGUUGUAUCUGAAUUGCACACCAUCAGGAACAAUCUUCUUGGCUAGAACUUUUUAAAUUGUUACUUUUAUAUAUGUUGUAUGCUUCUUGUAUUUUGAUCAUUAC
Messenger RNA from Rosa chinensis, 3033 nucleotides. Its product is annotated as probable LRR receptor-like serine/threonine-protein kinase At3g47570. The transcript is spliced from 3 exons. The coding region runs from base 21 to 2975 and encodes 984 amino acids. The record is from RefSeq and is a predicted model, not a curated record. Gene Ontology annotation, biological process: protein phosphorylation. NCBI's taxonomy places the organism in Eukaryota, Viridiplantae, Streptophyta, Magnoliopsida, Rosales, Rosaceae. Gene Ontology annotation, molecular function: ATP binding; protein binding; protein kinase activity.